Molecule: messenger RNA, 1767 nt
Organism: Verruconis gallopava
Lineage: Eukaryota; Fungi; Ascomycota; Dothideomycetes; Venturiales; Sympoventuriaceae
Exons: 7
Coding region: 20-1378 (452 amino acids)
Source: RefSeq, a predicted model, not a curated record
CAACGACUAGGCUUAAAUUAUGGAACUAAAGGAGUUCAGCGAAUCUGGAAAGCUCGUAACGCGCUUCGUUGAGUCUAAAGGCCAGCUACAUGUCAUUCAAGAGAAGGAUGUUUUAAGCAAUGCGGAAAUCGAAAAAAAGCAAACGCAAGGAUUUAUACGAAAAGGGCUGGAGAUAUUUUUGCCCGCUGGUUAUCCACAUACAGUGAGCCCAGACUACCUACCGUACAAAAUCUAUGAUACAUUGCAGACUCUAUCGAGUGCUAUUGCUGGUCUUCUUGCGAAUAGGGCAGUCCUUCAAGGCGUUGGCGUUGGCGAUGCAACGGCCUCACCAACAGGAGCAUUGCUGCUUUCCAUCUUUCAGGACUCUGCGGGCAGGAUAGCGACUAUCCUCUUCGCACACAGGCUGGGUAGCUCAAUCGAGCCUGAAUGUAAGCGGUAUAGGCUUGCCGCCGACGUCUUCAACGAUGCUGCAAUGAUCGCAGACUGCCUCUCACCGGCUUUUCCAAAAGCGUUACGGAUCAUGGUACUGUGCACAGCUAGCAUUAUGCGUGCUCUAUGCGGAGUCGCAGCUGGCAGCUCCAAAGCCACGUUAACGGCGCACUUUGCUCGCUCUGGAAAUUUGGGAGAGCUAAACGCUAAAGAUGCAAGUCAAGGGAAUGCAAUCUCAUUGCUUGGAAUGCUGUUGGGCAGUAUUGUCGUGUCGUACAUCACAAGCCCAUUGGCGACAUGGAUCGCCAUGCUGCUGCUGCUUACGGCUCAUCUGUCACUAAACUAUGCUGCAGUACGAGCAGUGAGCAUGCAGACUCUGAAUCGGCAGCGAGCUAAUAUUCUCUUCUCGAAUUUGAUUGCGCACGAUAUAGUUUUGACACCGAGGGAAGUAUCACAACGAGAAAGAAUCUUCGAGAGUGAUGGAGUUUUGCGAUGGGCAGAUGAUCACGUACUCGGGUCCGCUAGGAUCGGCUCGAGUUUUCGAGAGGUUGCACGGAAUGUUGCUGCUGGAAGCCAAAAAACACUGGCGAAUGCGUCUCAUGUCAAUCUCGGCUUGUUGAAGCAACUGCUGGAUAUAUUCGAAGACGAGGACUACGUAAUUUGGCUUGACACUAAGCGGUCGAUAGUUUUCAUUGUGCUAAAGAGAGAGGCAAGGCCGUCUUCCCAGCUCCAGGCAUGGUGUCAGGCCUUAUUACUCAUCUCUGAUGAAGGAAGCCAGCCCAAGGCACAGACUGCUUCACCGGAAGUAAUACUGGACCUGAUUGCAGGCUCUUUAACGAAAUCAGCUAAAUUGUUUGCGCAACACAGGCAGCACAUCAUAAAUGCGGGUUGGAAUAUUGACAGCGCAGCUCUCGAAACACAGUCUAGUCUUCGCUUGGUGUCCAUUUAAUACGCCUGGGUUAAGCACAGUCGGCUCACUGCGCCUUGCUUGAUCCUUAUGAGUACUCCUUGCCGCUUGAGAGAAGUUUUGGUACCUCCGAAUGAGGAGGCAGACCAGUUGGUCUUGUUUCAUAUGUGCAAGUAAGAGGCUUCGUUGGUACAUUGUUGCAAUAGCGACGGAGGACAGACACACCCAUAUGGAUCUAAUAUGAGUAUUGAAAUUCCGCUUUUGGACGCUAUUCGAGUUCAAAUAUGGCAAGAAACCUGCUAGAAUUGGCAUUUCGGGCUUUCAAUUUGUGGAGCAUUUGUUCCCAAGCUUGCAUAGGAGGAGAUCCAUGAUGAAAUGCGAUAACUUACUGAUAGACCGAAAUCCAUAGUAAUUUAGCCUUUUGAAAACAA